This is a messenger RNA of Oncorhynchus mykiss (rainbow trout), 2768 nucleotides long. RefSeq names its product charged multivesicular body protein 6. Gene Ontology annotation, cellular component: multivesicular body; ESCRT III complex. NCBI's taxonomy places the organism in Eukaryota, Metazoa, Chordata, Actinopteri, Salmoniformes, Salmonidae. Gene Ontology annotation, biological process: vesicle budding from membrane; late endosome to vacuole transport via multivesicular body sorting pathway. The record is from RefSeq and is a predicted model, not a curated record.
UGUUAGGCGUGUGUUUUGUUGUUGCAUUAGCUGGCUAGCUUAUUUGAAGUAAACGGUCAUCAGUAGUUACCUCAGCCACCAAGUCAGAAACCCCGCCUAUUUCUACAAUUUAUAUUCUUAAAAUUUGAUUUUAAAACCCUACUUUAACCUCACUGCUAACCCUGACCUUAAAUUAACACCAAAAAAAAGCACCAACAAUAUAAUAAUCAUGAAUAUUUACGAUAUAGAACAAUUUGGACAUUGUGGGUGUGGUAACCGAAGUAAACUAGCUAGCAUGCAAAGUCAUCAGAUGUUUAGUUAGUCAACCGAUCCACAAACUAUUGGAAUGUACGCAAUGUUCUUCUGAGAAAUAGACUUGUUGACAAGUCAAUUCAAUAGCUGCACAGAGUGGCGGGGAUGUUGAAUCAAAAUGGGAAACAUUUUCACCAGAAAGAGACGCACACGAAUCACAGAGCAGGACAGGGCAGUUUUGCAACUGAAACAGCAGAGAGAUAAGUUAAAGCAGUAUCAGAAGAGAAUCACCCUGCAGCUGGAGAAGGAGAGGAAUCUAGCCAAGCAGCUGCUGAAAGAUGGCAAGAAAGAGAAGGCCCUCCUCUUGCUCAAAAAGAAGAGAUACCAGGACCAGCUCCUGGACAAGACAGAAAACCAGAUAAGCAACCUGGAGCGAAUGUGUCAAGACAUUGAAUUUGCCCAGAUUGAGAUGAAGGUCGUUGAAGGCCUUAAAGUUGGAAACGACUGCCUGAAGUCAUUGCAUGAGGCGAUGUCCAUCGAGGAUGUGGAGAGAAUUAUGGAUGAGACCCAAGAAGGCAUUGAAUACCAGAGGGAAAUAGAUGAGAUGCUGGCAGGUUCUCUGACACAGGAGGAUGAAGAUGCUGUACUGGCUGAACUGGAGGCCAUCACUCAGGGAGAGCUUGACCUACCCGAGGUACCUGAUGAGUCCCUGCCAGACGUCCCAGAGGCAGCUGAUGAAGAACCAGAGCCAGGUCAAGAGAGGGAGAGGCCAAGGAAGAAGCAGGAACGAGGGAUGUUGGCUGUCUAGGGACCUGUCUGUUCGCCAGGUGACUCUGUGGGUCUUGGUACACCGGCCACUAUAUCCCCCUCAUAGGGGUCUCAUGCCCCCCUCCACACACACAAAACAACAAAAAGAUUAUCUUCACCAUCUCUUCCAGUCCCUCGCCUCCAAUACUGAACUUCCUGGUGCCCUGCUAAGCCUUGGCUUUGUGAGCCCCAAUACUGCUUUAUAAUCCUCUUCUGGAUUCAACCACCCCAUCACUCCAACCAGGGUCAUGGACUUUAUUUUUCACAUCAUUGCCUGUAGGUUCUCCCAUGUUUUGUUGUUGUUCAUGUUUAGGGCCUAUUUAGACACAUAACGAAGAAAUUAGUGGUUUGAUUUUAGAUAAUAUUGUGCCUAUUGCCUAAGUCCCGUGACGGGUAUGUUUUUUUUUAAAUCUUCUGUGAACGAACAAACUAUGUGAUUAACAGACAAAUUAAUUCAUGUGUCUCUUUUUUUUCUUACUUUUCAACCUUUUGUGGCUCAGGCCUACUAUCUGACCACAGAACACGUUCUCUUCGGGAGGAAUAGACAUGCAGACUGUCUUUCAAAAUCAUUACUGUUGGGAUGGCUUUCAGAAUCUUGCCUUGUCUUAGUUAAGAAUGUCUUGAUUGCUGCCAAACUGUCAAUAAUGGAUAUGACUUUGGCUUUGGUUUCAUCUUGUUGACUGCGGAGUAAAAUCCUUAAUAGUACUGACCUAUUUGCUAAAGCCUCCAUUUCAUUUAAAUUCUAUGUUCUUCCUCGUUGUGCAACAGUUUAACUAAUCUAAUGCUCCAGUAGCGUUGGCUUGGUAAUUAGUUCAGUGUCAUUGGGGGGAAAGGAAGGGCUAAUUGUAUUGUCAGCGGGCUUACUAACUUAACUCUGACCGAGCCUGGUGUCCUAGCUAUCCAUUGACUGUUAUGGUAUCAUAUUGGGUCUGUUUCACUAUGAAGUGUGAUUUUGGGUUGUUAUCUGUCUGGAUCUGUAAUAAAUUACUGGCAUAUCAUAUUUAUCUGAAAUGGAGGGCCUACAUAUAACAGAUAAGCACUAGCCAUAUUUCAUAGAAUAUGUAAGUGGCUUAUGAACCACUUAUAUAUAGUGUAAAGUAAGUCUCUCUGAGACAGUGACACUCUUGAUAAUGACCGUGGUGACCAUUUCCCAGUGGUAUCAUAUUGACAGACCUGUGGCGUGUCUAUACGAAAUGUACCAUGUUGUUAUUCUGGAACAAUACAAAGUAUUUUUUAAAGGUUGCUGUUUGGCCAGCGUGUUGUUAGUAACAACCACUAGCUGGCAGCAAAUAGCAGUUUAUGAUUUUACCUGUUGAUAAGCAAUACCUUUGCAUACAUUGGUUAGUAAACGUAUUGUGUGGAUUCGGGAUGCUGUUUCAAAUCAAAUGUUAUUUGUGACAUGCGCCCAGGUAUUGAUUACAGUGAAACACAACAGGUAUUGAUUACAGUGAAACACUUAAGUGUUUCAAAAAAAUGUACAAAAAAAUAAAUUGUAAAUGUUUUGUGCAACUAUAUGGGACAGUGAAAAGAACUGCUUAGCUAUAAUGAGGGGAAUCAUAUAAGACUAUAUGUUAUUCAUUAGCAUUUUAGUCAUUUAGCAGACGCUCUACUCCAGAGCGAUCUACAAUUAAUGCAUUCGGUCUUAAGUUAUCUAGGUGAGACGACCACACAUCACAAUCGUAGUAGGUACUUUUUUUUUACCACAAAAUAAAGUAGUUAUCAGAAAAGUU